CGCCCGGAUUAUAACAAUCCACGCUGCUCUCGAUGUUGCUGGCCAUGCCAAUUGACAUGCAUACGUCGACAAGAGUCUUUCCAAGGUUGUGUUGGAGCUUCCUAUCAGAUCCCUUCGCCCUAUCUAGCUAAUCUGGGUAGAGAUAUCUUGCCGAGAUAGGUCCCUACUUGGAUAUAGCCAGCUCAGCCACUGCUCGCCCGCCUUAUCAACAUCAGAUUUCAUCCAAACCAUCUUUUCCUCGACUUUUCCCUCGACUUUCCACCACCCUGAUCAAGUCCCUUUGUUUCACUGCGUUACCCCUUAUCAUUGGUCCAGGGUAUUAUAGCUGUUCUUCGGAGAGUUUUACGUAGAAAGAAAGUACCUUCCCGGCUCAUCUCAUCCCUCCGCCUUUACUUGUCUGUUCCCUGUCCGUCCAGGGUAAGACCGAACCUAAUUAUCGAAUCUCAACUGACUUACUUGCUGGCCUUUUCCUGUAAUAUCUAUCCGACCAACAUUCGAUUCCUUCUCACCCGUUAUUCUCAAUUCUCGAAGUUGAGUGAAGGCCUCAUGUAUGACUAAUGUAGCCAGAUUCAAUUCCGAUUAUUGAGUUAGCUAGUUAGCCAAUUCGCCAGUCACUCAUUCGGCUAUCUAAAGAAAGUCGAGGCGCCAUGGACUCGGCCACUACCACCAGCGUUGAGGCAGCCACGUCUGCUUUUCUCCGGCGAACAGAAGAGAGCAAAGAAUUGCGGGAGAAAAGCAAUGAUCCACCCAAACCAACCGAGACAGCACAGAAGUCAUUCUUCCGGGAAUAUAGACAUGUAGCUGCUAUACACUCUAAGGCUCGUCCUUCGACCCUGAGCCACGAUACCCAGGCCUCUCCUAGCUUUGUUGGCUUUCGAAAUCUAAUGGUCAUAGUGUUGGUCGUCGGGAACUUGCGCCUUGUCAUAGAGAAUAUGCAGAAGUAUGGUAAUUUAAUCUGCCUCACAUGUCACGAUUUCCGACAAAAGGACGUCUUACUCGGGCUGCUCCUAUACGUCCUGGUUCCGUGCCAUCUCUUCAUCGCACACCUUCUCGAGUUGGUCGCUGCGAAGCAAGCACGGAUUUCCCGGGCCCAGUCAAUCUCCAGGGGUGGAUCGACAAGUCCGACAAAGGAAGAGCAGGCGAAUUUCCAGUCAACAUGGGCCAGCAUUCGACUGGCGCACUUUUCCAAUGCCAGUUUGGCUUUGGCAGUCCACAGUUGGGUGGUUUAUUUUCAUAUUUAUCACCCAUUGAUCGGUACUAUUACUGAGCUCCACGUCAUCAUUGUCUACAUGAAAGUCAUGUCCUACGCUCUCACCAACAGAGACUUGCGGCAUGCUUAUCUACACCCUGUCAAGGGCGAGCUCGCCGCAGUCCCCGAGAUAUACGCAUCAUGCCCCUACCCCGAGAACAUCACCAUGAGCAAUUUGACCUACUUUUGGUGGGCACCCACUCUCAUCUAUCAACCAGUCUAUCCUCGCACCGAGAAGAUUCGUUGGGUCUUUGUCUUCAAGCGGCUUGGCGAGACAGCGUGCUUAAGCGUGUUCAUCUGGUUUUGCAGCGCCCAGUACGCAGCCCCAGUGCUUUGGAAUUCCCUCGAUAAGAUGCAUUCUCUUGAUUUUGUAUCCAUCGUAGAGAGAUUACUGAAAUUGUCGACUAUUUCCCUGGUCAUCUGGCUGGCCGGUUUCUUCGCCCUCUUCCAAUCGGCUUUAAAUGCCUUGGCAGAGAUCAUGCGGUUCGGGGACCGCUCAUUCUACGAUGAAUGGUGGAAUUCCGCUGGAUUGGGACAGUAUUGGCGACUUUGGAACAAGCCGGUAUACCAGUUCAUGAAGCGACAUCUCUUCUCUCCUCUGGUGGGUAGGGGGUACAGCAUGAGCGCCGCUAGUUUGAUUGUGUUUUUCGUGUCGGCUGUCUUGCAUGAACUUCUCGUGGGUGUGCCUACGAAGAAUAUCAUCGGUGUUGCUUUUUUCGGUAUGCUCAUCCAGAUCCCGCUAAUUUGGAUCACGCGGCCAUUAGAGAAAAUGCAGGGACCAAAUGGCAAGUUGAUUGGCAAUGCCAUCUUUUGGGUCUCCUUCACAAUACUGGGACAGCCCUUCGCUGCCCUAUUAUACUUUUACGCGUGGCAGGCAAAGUACGGUUCGGUUUCAAAGACAAUGGGUGUACAAGAGCAAGUAAUGCUAGAGCACUAGUGCUGGAAAACAUUGAUUAGUACUUCAGGUUAUAGAUACUUUAUGGAUAAUGAUUAGCUCCCACGAGUCCCCGACGGCUUCUAAUAUAAUACACUAAAGUUAUGUUUCCAUUGUUCAUGGGAGAAAUGUUUAUCGUUAUGUAUCUAGGUAGACAAACAGUGUUUAAGUAGGGUUGUGCUAAAGUUAUCACAAUUUUGGGGAUGGGCAGAUAGAGACGUUUACGUCGAUGUUGUGCCAACCCAGUCCUCAACUAUCUAAACGUCUUGGUAUUAGGGGAGACAUGUAGAGUAUGUCGAAUCGACAGGGGCAGUGGUUGUUCGCUCAUUCAUGUUUCCUGCCAGUCUCUUGUGCAUUGAAAUGGCACAUAUAUUCACUUAUUUACCUUCACAAAACGAGGAGCCG
This is a messenger RNA of Xylaria bambusicola, 2588 nucleotides long. RefSeq names its product diacylglycerol O-acyltransferase. The record is from RefSeq and is a predicted model, not a curated record. Gene Ontology annotation, cellular component: endoplasmic reticulum membrane. The transcript is spliced from 4 exons. Gene Ontology annotation, molecular function: diacylglycerol O-acyltransferase activity. Lineage: Eukaryota; Fungi; Ascomycota; Sordariomycetes; Xylariales; Xylariaceae. Gene Ontology annotation, biological process: triglyceride biosynthetic process. The coding region runs from base 648 to 2186 and encodes 512 amino acids.